UUCAGUCGGCUGUUUGUAGCACAGUGAUGAAGUUAUCUAUACUAUUGAGUGUAGUGGUGAUCGCAGCCGCCAGCGCUGUUCCGCGGCAGCAGCGCCAGUUUCCCGAUGACUUCAUCUUCGGCACUGCCACCGCUUCGUACCAGAUCGAGGGCGCUUGGGAUGAAGAUGGCAAAGGCGAAAAUAUUUGGGACUACAACACCCACCGCGACCCGACCAUCAUUGACGAUCAAAGCAACGGCGACGUGGCCGCUGACUCCUACCACAACUACAAGAGGGAUGUCGAAAUUAUGAGAGAACUCGGCUUGGACUGCUACCGUUUCUCACUGUCCUGGCCCAGAAUCCUCCCUUCUGGCUUCCCCAACCACAUCAACCAAGCUGGCGUCGACUUUUAUAACAACUAUAUCGACGAAAUGCUGAAAUACAACAUCCAACCCAUAGUAACUCUGUACCAUUGGGACUUACCCCAAAAACUUCAAGAGUUAGGCGGCUUUACCAACCCGUUAUUCGAAGAAUGGUUUGAAGAUUACGCAAGAGUUGCAUACAGCCUUUUCGGAGACAGAGUCAAGUUGUGGAUCACUUUUAACGAGCCUAUGCAAAUUUGCUAUCAAGGAUAUGGGUCCGUGACUAAGAUACCUCAAGUGAAUGCUACUGGGAUAGGAGAAUACCUGUGCGCUAAGCAUUUAGUGAUGGGUCAUGCGAGGGCGUACCAUGCCUAUAAUAAUGAUUUCAAGCCGUCCCAAGGCGGGCGAUGCGGGUUAGCGAUUAAUUUGCAAUGGUAUAUGCCUGAUACGGAUUCGGAAGAGGACGCACAUGCAGUGGAUUUGAUGAACCAAGCUUAUUGGGCGCUUUACACCGAUCCUAUCUACUUACCCGAAGGCGGUUUCCCCAAAGAAUUAUCAGAGAUAGUCGCCAAGAAAAGUGCUGAGCAAGGUUACCCUCGUUCCCGAAUGUUGUCCUUCACAGAAGACGAAAGGGUUUACGUCCAAGGCACUUAUGAUUUCUUAGGACUGAACCAGUAUUCAGGGAACAUCGUUUCAGCGACGAAGUAUAAAACGCCGCAAGCGGUGCCGUCGAUAUAUGAUGAUAUAGAUGUUGGAUGGACUGUUGAUGAGACGUGGUUGAAGGGCCAGGGGGCUGUGUUUUAUCUAGUCCCCAACAGUCUUUACAACUGCCUGACCCUCCUACGCCAGCGCUACAAUGACCCCGACAUCUACGUCACCGAAAGUGGCUGGUCCGGCGCUCCCGACGCUAGUCUCAUAGAUGAAGACCGGGUCACGUAUUACGCUACCAUCAUGGAACAGAUGCUGGAUGCUAUAGAUGAGGGGGUCAAGCUGAAGGGUUAUAUGGCUUGGAGUUUGCUGGAUAAUUUUGAGUGGAUGAGGGGAUAUACUGAGCGUUUCGGCCUGUACGCCGUAGACUUCUCUUCCCCCGAACGGACGCGCACUCCCCGGCUGUCUGCUUUCUUCUACAAAGAGGUGUUACGCACACGUACUGCUGUCGCAGUCGACUACCGCCCUGAAGAAUUUACUAUGAAGAUCGAUGAGGGACUAUGGGCAGCCACUCAAUAUAUAAGAAUAGGUGGCACUUUAUCUAAACGUUGUUUGCUGACGGCAGCCAUGCAGCUACUCGUCCUUUUAAGUUUAGCAGUGCUUGGCAGCAAUGCCGCAUCCGUCAAGCAGGAGAGGAGGUUUCCCGAUGAUUUCCUCUUUGGCACGGCCACCGCGUCCUACCAGAUAGAGGGCGCUUGGAAUGAAGAUGGCAAAGGAGAAAGCAUAUGGGACCACAUGACCCACAACAAGCCGCACGUGAUCAAAGAACAGACCAACGGUGACAUCGCAGACGAUACGUACCAUAACUACAAGCGGGACGUAGAGAUGAUGAGGGAAUUGGGUCUAGAUGCGUACAGAUUCUCCCUGUCCUGGUCCAGAAUCCUGCCCACCGGCUUCCCCAGCCAAGUAAACCAGGCCGGAGUUGAUUUCUACAACAACUAUAUCGAUGAAAUGCUCAAGUAUAACAUCAAGCCCAUGGUAACGCUGUACCAUUGGGAUUUGCCUCAGAAACUUCAAGAGUUGGGAGGAUUUACAAAUCCCCUCUUCAUUGAAUGGUUUGAGGAUUACGCUAGAGUAGUAUUUGCCGCAUUUGGUGAUCGAGUUAAACAUUGGAUAACGUUCAAUGAGCCUAGAGAGAUAUGCUAUGAAGGUUACGGAUGGACAACGAAAGCCCCUCAGCUGAAUGCUACUGGUAUAGGGGAGUACUUGUGCGCUAAGCACUUGGUGGUGGCUCACGCGAAGGCGUACCAUGCGUACAAUAAUGACUUCAAGCCCAGCCAGGGUGGGCAGUGUGGUAUCACGAUCAGCACUAACUAUUUCGCUCCGAUGACGGAUUCUGAGGAGGAUAAAGCGGCUGCUGAACUUUUGGCGCAAUCACAGUGGGUUAUAUACGCCGAGCCCAUUUUCUCCGAGCAAGGUGGCUUCCCCAAGGAGUUGACUGAGCGCGUCGCAGCAAAAAGCAAGGAACAGGGCUACCCCAGGUCUCGUCUUCCAGAGUUGACUGAGGAAGAGAUAGCCCUCGUGAAAGGCGCUUCGGACUUCUAUGGUGUUAAUCACUACACAUCCAUUUUGGUGUCAGCUAGUGAUUAUAAAGAAGAACAUCCUGUGCCGGGGCAGAUGGAUGACGCGGAUGCAGGCAUGUUUGUGCCGGACGAAUGGCCCAAGUCAGCGUCUGUCUGGUUAAAUCAAGCUCCCCGCAGCUUAUACAACGCCUUAACCGACGUACACAAGAGAUACAGCAGCCCAGAGAUCUACGUGACGGAGAACGGAUGGUCAUCACACGGCGGUCUGCAGGACGAUGAUCGUGUCCGGUACUACAGAGCCGCGCUGGCCGACCUGCUGGAUGUGCUGGAUGAGGGAGUCCAGCUAAAGGGAUACAUGGCCUGGAGUUUAAUGGACAAUUUUGAGUGGAUGGAGGGAUACACAGAGCGUUUUGGUCUUUACGAGGUGGACUUCGAAUCGGCCGAGAGGACGCGAACGGCGCGCAAAUCCGCGCUGGUCUACAAGCACAUCAUCGCCAACAGAGUGAUCGACCCUGACUACGAACCAGAAAAUCUCAAUAUCAGCAUAGAUGAAGGACAUUAAUGACAACUUGACUACGUUGAAGGAAUAUUAAAUUUAUUUAUAAGA
Messenger RNA from Cydia splendana, 3179 nucleotides. Its product is annotated as lactase/phlorizin hydrolase-like. Bases 27 to 3134 code for a protein of 1035 amino acids. Gene Ontology annotation, biological process: carbohydrate metabolic process. Gene Ontology annotation, molecular function: beta-glucosidase activity. The transcript has 12 exons. NCBI's taxonomy places the organism in Eukaryota, Metazoa, Arthropoda, Insecta, Lepidoptera, Tortricidae. The record is from RefSeq and is a predicted model, not a curated record.